AUGGAUAGACCUACCGGGAGAUCGAAGGGUUUUGCUUUCGUGACAUAUGAGACGAUAGAGGAGGCCGAGAAAGCUAAAGAAGAAAUGAAUGCCAAGUUUUUAGACGGAUGGGUUAUAUUUGUGGACCCAGCAAAGCCGAGGGAGUCUAGACCACCACCACCUCCUCAGUCCCCUGCUGAUCCUUCUUCUGUGCUUGGUUUCACAACUAAUAAGACUGUCGGUUGGUCUGGUUGA
Linum trigynum is the source of this 234-nucleotide messenger RNA. Lineage: Eukaryota; Viridiplantae; Streptophyta; Magnoliopsida; Malpighiales; Linaceae. The record is from the annotation of a GenBank genome assembly.